ACCCUGAAGGAGCAUCUGGACGAGAGCAGACGCAUCUGAAGGGAUGAGCUCCGGCAUGGCUGGCGCCAACACGGAGCAACCCGCUGGCACAAGGCGGAACAGCACGAGCGAGGCCGGCCCCGCAGCGAGGCGUGCCUCCAGAGCGACAGACACCAACACCGAAGAGCGAGUUGCCGUCUGGGAUGCGGUGGCCGCCUACGUACAGGAGCACCUCCUGGUGCAGAAGGGGGUCUGGAUUCCCACCUUCGGCUCAUUCGACACCAUCUCUAAAGACAUCAGGACUGCGGACGGGACCGUGACUCUGCGGUGGCCCGUGUUUCAGCUGGCCAGGAACCUCAGAGCCAUGCACCACCUCGGGUCCGACAAGGACUCCCUGCCAGCCCAUAGGGAGGUGGAGACCCUGAAAUACAGCGAGGUGGCUGCCGCUGCCUCUGUGACCUGGCAGAGAGGGAAGACCUGCAUCCAAAGCACCGUGUCCCUCCUCUCCAACUGCCUCAAGAAUGGGGAGAACGUUGCCUUUGUCCUGAAAGACAUAGGAGUGCUCCUCUUUGAAGGCAUGAGCUUUGGAAUUAAAUACUAUUAUGACUUCCUUGAGAAGCUCUCCGGGAAGGAGAAAUUCAGAAAAGUUGUUUUCAAGUCCCGUGACCCUUGCUCUGACUGCACAUGGCCCACCAGGACCUGGCCAGCUGCUUGGGCUGUGCAGGUGCUGCGGUGGUGUCAGCUCUCCCUGCCUUGGGCUCCUCCAGUCCUGAGGGCCUCAGCCAUCAGAAGGAUGUCCCACAACCUCCCUGUUCCUCCCCUGCAGGCCCCCUGGCUGCUGGACACGCUGGUGUCCCGGGUGGCACCGGUGGCCUCCCUGACGCACUCUGGCCACCUCGUCGUCUUCCCCAUGUUUCAGAAGCAGGUUGCACCCAAACCACCGCCCAGGAUAUUCCGCAAGGCCUCCGGAGAUCUCCAUGGUGAGGGGAAGCAAAAGAAAGAAGGGGCUUUGCCACCUCUUGUCCAGGGCAAGAAAGUGAGGUUUGCUGAAGUGCCAACCUACAUCAGACGCUUCAGCGUUGCAAGUACUGCUGGACAAAGCUCAAGAAGCAGAAGAAGCUUACAGCAGGAGAGCUUUUCGUCCAGUCCGCUGCCAGCGAUCCUGAGAACGUCUGAAGCCCGCGAGCAGCCGGUGACCUGGCAGCCGCAGGGCCAGGCAGGAAACGAAGGCCAAGAACACCUGGGCCAAACAACGGGAAAAAAACAUGUCCGGUUUCGCGGAGACGAACAAGGAGCGGGAGAGAACCGUGAGGCUGGAGCGGCGGCCAUGUGGAAAGCAAAGGCCUCGCACCCUCAGAUCUGGUUUGCUGCCACCCACACGCAACAGACCAGAGUCUCCCAGGAGUCCGCCUCCAAGGACCACAGCCCCGCGCCGCAGGCCGCCAACACCCUACCCGUUUCUGCCACGUGA
Molecule: messenger RNA, 1450 nt
Organism: Gallus gallus (chicken)
Lineage: Eukaryota; Metazoa; Chordata; Aves; Galliformes; Phasianidae
Product: coiled-coil domain-containing protein 81-like
Exons: 9
Coding region: 44-1450 (468 amino acids)
Cellular component (GO): centrosome
Source: RefSeq, a predicted model, not a curated record